AUGGCAAACUCUAACCAACGAAAAUUAGUCGUAGGUAUCGAUUUUGGUACUACGUACACAGGCGUUGCGUGGGCCGAGACGAGACGUGCAGACGAUAUUCAUGUAAUUGAUAUAUGGCCGUCCAGAUUGGGAUCCAACGAGGGAGAGAGCAGUGUCAAAGUGCCAACACAGCUACGUUAUACACUCCAAGGAACAGAAUGGGGAUUUCAGAUUCCAUCUACCGUCGAGCGGAACCAUUGGUUUAAAUUAGGACUGCAAGAGAACAACACCUCUGAUGUAGGGCAGAAAAGCGCAGAAGGAUUGACAACAGAUUACUUAGCCGAAGUAUACAAUCAUGUACUUUACACCUUGGAACAAAAGAUUGGAGCGGUGAUUCUUCGAACGAUUCCUGUUGAAUUCUGUCUGACAGUGCCUGCGAUUUGGUCUGAGGCAGCCAAGGAGAAGACACUGAAAGCAUGCCAGAAGGCCGGUCUCAAGUCCGCAUCGGAGAUUUUGCUAGUGUCAGAACCGGAAGCCGCCGCUAUCUUUGCGUUACAUGGACUCGAUCCACAUGGCCUUACAGUUGGAGAUUCCUUUGUCAUUUGCGACGCCGGUGGUGGAACGGUCGAUCUGAUUUCAUACAGGAUCAAGUCACUGUAUCCCAUACUACAGGUUGAAGAAAUUACUGCUGGAACCGGGGGUCUCUGUGGCUCGGUCUUUCUAAACCGCCGAUUUAUCGAUUUCAUAAAACGAAAGUUAAGCGGACAACCAGGCUGGGACGAUGAGGUACUUUCAGAGGCCUCGGAGCGUUUUGAUACGGUGAUAAAGCAACAGUACUUGCCUUCUCGAGAUGGCGACGACGGAUAUCCAGUGCCUGUCCCCGGUCUGGCUAACGAUCAGCGAGUAGACAUACGACGCGGCAAAUUUACAAUACAGAAGAAUGAUAUGCACGAUAUUUUUGAGCCCAUCAUUCAUAAGAUAAUCUUAUUUGUGCAAGAUCAGACUUCAUCGUUCCGACAAUGUCAAAACUCUGAUGACCCUUAA
Messenger RNA from Talaromyces marneffei, 1023 nucleotides. RefSeq lists its product as uncharacterized. Lineage: Eukaryota; Fungi; Ascomycota; Eurotiomycetes; Eurotiales; Trichocomaceae. Bases 1 to 1023 code for a protein of 340 amino acids. Gene Ontology annotation, molecular function: ATP binding; ATP-dependent protein folding chaperone. The transcript is spliced from 6 exons. The record is from RefSeq and is a predicted model, not a curated record.